Molecule: messenger RNA, 924 nt
Organism: Effrenium voratum
Lineage: Eukaryota; Dinophyceae; Suessiales; Symbiodiniaceae
Source: the annotation of a GenBank genome assembly
AUGAAUGAGCUGCUGGAGUCGCAAUACCUCUCCGUGCAAGACAUCGUGGCAAAUGUGCGGGGUGCGCGUGGCACUAAACUUCAAGGUAGCCGAGUUGUAUUGGAUGGACGGGCCGAGUCGGCCUACUUGAACCAUCCCAACCAACCCAAAAAGGAGGGCAUCGAAAGCGACAUUGUGGGCUCAGAGGCCGUGAAUGCAGACAUGGAGCUCGACCCGCUCUUGCGAGCGGUGGGCGGAUGGCGCGGCCCCAUGGCGGUGGGCCGGCAAUCCGAGGAGUACGAGAUCGCCAUGCACGUGAUCGCGCAGGCCAUGGCCUUGUCGGGCGAUGCGCGGCUUGGCCCAGACGUGCUGGACAAGGACUGGCUGCCGGAUGGGGCUCUGGAUCAUUUGCUCGGCAAAGGCGAGUCCCUUCAGGCGGAAAAGAUUUGCAAGCUGGCCAAAGCGUGCAGCCGCCAACUCUCGUCGUACCCCUCCUUGGUGCGGGUCACAGCGCCUGCGAAGGUCUUUGGUGACAUCCAUGGUCAAUUCCGAGACAUGCUGCUGCUGUUUUCCACCUUCGGUAGACCUUUUCACUGUGGCGGGGACAUUCAGACCACGUCAUACGUGUUCAAUGGCGAUUUUGUGGAUCGAGGUGCGCAUCAGUUGGAAGUGAUCACGCUCCUUUUCGCUUUGCAUGUGGUCUAUCCCGUGCAGGUGUUUCUGGUGCGUGGGAAUCACGAGUUCCGAGACAUGAGCGAGAACAUGGGCGAGCUUGGCUUCCUGUGUUUGGCUCAGAGAUCUCGAGAUGUGCCCCUCUUUUGUUUGGAGGGAGUUGUCUUGAAACCCCAAAGAGGGAGCCUCUGCCCUUUCCCACGGCCUCUGGAGGUCUUGCUGGGCAGUUUAAGCGCAAGUCUGAGUCGAGGUUUCACUGCCAAAAGCGCCUGA